Molecule: messenger RNA, 1451 nt
Organism: Abrus precatorius (Indian licorice)
Lineage: Eukaryota; Viridiplantae; Streptophyta; Magnoliopsida; Fabales; Fabaceae
Exons: 1
Coding region: 193-1137 (314 amino acids)
Source: RefSeq, a predicted model, not a curated record
UCAACAAAUACUCUCUCUCAUCUCACUCAAAGAAAAUUGUAAGAAGGGAAGCAACUCAUAAGAACUCAGAAUCAGAUCUCUCCUUUAUUCAGCAAAGAAAGUGUAAACACAACACUGAGACGGACGAAUGCUGGUACCCAACAACAACAACGCUUCCACAACACACAAAACGCCGUCGUAUGCAACACCCAGAUGAAGUGCAAAAAACAUACCUCAGACUUUAGCAGCACCGUCGGUGUCUGCGCCACCUGUCUCCGAGAACGCCUUAUAGCCCUCAUCGCAGCCCAGGCUCAGGCCCAAGCCCCGACACAAGCCCAAUUAACGCGAGUUCUCUCACGCGCCUCCGACGACUAUUCCAGAAACUCUGAUCCCAACCCUCCGCCUCCGUUAAUUUUCCCUCGCUCCGUCUCGCCUUACGUCUCUCGCCGGAAAUCCGACUACGCCGCCGCGUGGCGCGGCUGCGACGACCGCCGUGAGCGGCUGUUCUACAGCACUCCGCAGCUCGGCCCGAACUUCUACGGCGGCGAUUCCACGUACAACAGCAACGCGAAGUGGUUCAAGAAGCGUUUGAACAAGUUCAGGAUUUUCUCGAAGCUCUUCAGGUCCAGAUCGGAGAAGUUCCAAUCCGAUCCAUCGUGCGAACAGUCCUCAUCGGAAUCGCCGUCGUGGUUCUCGACGAUUUUCCCUACACGCCGGAAGAACAAGGAUCGGACCGGAAUGACCGAGGAUUCUUCCGUCGGAACACGGCAGCGAUACCGGUCGACGGAUCGGGGAAUGUCGCCGGUGAGAGCAGAGGAUUUCGCCGACGAAUGCGAUCAGUCGCCGUCUGUCAGCGGAUACUUGUCGGAGUCUUCUCCGUGGUGGCGGAGAACGCCGACGGUGGCGCCUUCGGCGCGGCGUUCCCGGCUAGGGCAUGGAAAGAGCAUGUCAGGUUCGGGUAUGGCUCUUUGCCUGAGUCCUUUGGUUCGGGCCAGUCCGAACCGGAGGUGGAACCACAAGGGAUUGCCUCCGGAGAUGGCUGCUGCGGCGGAGGUUAGGGCCGCGGCGGCGAAGCCUCAUCUCUCCGCAGCGGCGUCGUUUUGCGCGAACCGUUCGAGGAAGCUUGCUGAUUUUGGACGAGUCAACCAGAACCGUUGAUUUUAUUGACCUUUUACAUGACCCGGUGAUUUUCAUUUUUCUUCUAUUUGUUUCGGUUUUGGUGCAAAUUCUUAAUUUCAUUUCAGCGUAAAGGGAAAACAAAUUAAAAAGAAAAACAUUUUUUUAGGAGGGCUUUGAAUUCCCUUUGUACACAAAUUUGUUCACUAUAUGAAACACAAAGUCUAGUUUUUUUUUUUUUUUGUAUUUUUAUUUCUACAGAUAUAGUUGACAUUGAUGUGAUUUAUUACAUAUUUCUUGCUAUGUUACAUUGACUUUAAUUUAGUUGUUACUCAAAUUUGUAUUAUAUUAUUUUU